UGACUCCACAGCUGCGCAGCGCAGCGCAGCAGAGACGCACCAGACUCGUUCCCAGCUCCUCUCCUCCUCUCUCCUUCCUCUCCUCUCUCCUCCUCUCUUUUCCUCUCUUUUCCUCUCUUGAUGACCAUCUCGGGCCGGAGGCCGCGGAAACAUGCCGGCUCAUGCCCGCUCCUCGCCCCCGCCGCCGCGGGGACCGCUCCUCGUCCCCGUCCUGGUGCUGCUGGUGCCGGCGCUGCUGUCCGGGACCGCCGGUAUGUCGUUCAUGUACCCCGUCAGCCAGCUCUGUAAGUUCUGUGACCUGGAGUUUUCCCCCUGCGAUGGCACAGGGACCUGCACAUCCAACUGCUCCAUCACCUCCAUCUGUGCUGACGUCAAUGAGGUCUGUGUUGCUAUCUGGAGGACGAAUGGGACAGGCUUCUCUAUCGAAACUCUCUGUCACGACCCGUCCAUGCCUCUCUAUGGGGUUAUGCUGGAUGACUCCAACAGCUCCACCUGCGUGAUGAAGGAGAAGAACUCGACGAGGGGCUUUGCACAUUUCUGCUCCUGUUCAAAGGAAGAGUGCAACGACGAGCUGGUAUUCUCCCCCAUCGUGGAUCCAGCUCCUGAUGAUCCUUUAAUGUCUGUAAUCCUGGUGAGCCUGCUGCCACUGCUGGUAAUGGUGGUUGUGGUUGUUGGCAUGUUCUACUGGUACCGAGUUCAUCGACAACGCCAGCUCCAUCAGUGGGAGAGCAGCAUGAAGAAACGCAAGCCAAGAGCAAGCGGGCUGGACUGCAGCGAUGUCUGCACCAUAAUGGUGGAUGAUGACGGCUCAGACAGCAGCUCGACUCACGCUAACAACCUGAACCACAACACUGAGCCUCUGCCCAUUGAGCUGGAUCAGCUGGUGGGGAAGGGUCGCUUUGCUCAGGUAUACAAAGCUAAACUCAAGCAGACCACCUCUGACCAGUUUGAAACGGUGGCUGUGAAGAUCUUCCCCUACGAAGAGUACGCGUCCUGGAAGAACGAGAAGGACGUCUUCUCCAACACAGACCUCAGGCACGAGCACGUCCUCCACUUCCUGACAGCCGAGGAGCGAAAGGUGGAGAGACAGUAUUGGCUCAUAACUGCCUUCCACCCCAGAGGAAACCUGCAGGAGCACCUGACCCAUCAUGUGAUUAGCUGGGAGGAGCUGCACGUGUUGAGCAGCUCCCUGGCCCGCGGUGUCGCCCACCUCCACAGUGAUCGCCUAGCCUGCGGGCGCCCUAAGCUGCCCAUAGUUCACCGAGACCUGAAGAGUUCCAACAUCCUGGUGAAGAACGACCUGACCUGCUGCGUGUGUGACUUCGGACUGGCCCUCUGCCUGGACAGCAGCCUGUCAGUGGACGACCUGGCCAACAGUGGACAGGUGGGUACUGCACGCUAUAUGGCCCCCGAGGUGCUGGAGGCGCGACUGAAUCUGGAGAACGUGGAGUCCUUCAAGCAGACCGACAUUUACUCCCUGGCCCUGGUCCUGUGGGAGAUGACAUCGAGAUGUGAAGCCAUCGGAGAAGUGAAAGAGUACGAGCCUGCGUUCGGUUCUAAGGUGCGAGAGCACCCCUGUGUGGAGAGCAUGAAGGACAAUGUGCUGAGAGACCGAGGCCGACCCGAGAUCCCCGACAGCUGGAUCAAGCAUCAGGGCAUCGCGGUGAUCUGCGCCACGAUCAAGGAGUGCUGGGACCACGACCCCGAGGCCCGCCUCACCGCCCACUGCGUCGCAGAACGCAUCGCGGAAAUGGAGGAUGAGUUGGACAAACUGUCCAGCCGCAGCUCCUCGGCAGAGAAAAUACUGGAGGAGAUGAAGAUCCCGACAUCAGUGGAGAUCCCGGAAGAGGAAGUCAAAAUCAGUGAAAUACAGGACAUCAUAGCUUAGGACUGCUCUGGGAGAGGAAGCACGUUAUCUGUGCGAGCUCUCCACGAAUACUCUUCCACAGCUGCGCCGCUGGUUCUGGUUGUAUGGGGUUGAGGACGGGACGUCGAGGAGCUGAGCUCUCGCAGGACUUUGAGCCAGACUGAGCGUCAGUCACCGUCUACUCGUAGCCCAGCAAAGAUCAACUCUGGAUUGGUGCUUUUUGGUCUCCACCGCUUCCAAAGUGCAACGGCAGAAAUUAUCAGCAGAAAAGCUAUCGAGGUAAAAAAAACAGACAAACAAACAAAGUUAACUGGAAGCUUCUAAAGAUGUGUUGAGCAUAACAGUCACACAAGCCUUUCUCUGGACAUCAGGUCUCAGUAUGAGGCGUAACCAGGGCAAUACUUACUAAACCAAAGAUGUUUGACGUGCACUUUACCAUGACAUACUUACACAUUACACAUGUUUUUAUCAUUUCCACUUUUUUUUUAUUCUAACAUGCUUUCGCCUGAAGUGCCUUAAUGUUUUCAUAUUUGAGCCAAAGUGUCAGCAGAGAGGCCCCAUGGACACUACGGAUGCUGCAGACUCCAUCCCCACCAGCGGCUCCUCAGAGCACCAGCCUGCCACUGUGUCUGAGCGAGUAUCAGAAUGGGAAUAUGGGUGCUAAUCCUGUUUAUACUUAUGUUCAUCUUGUUUUCAGAAUAAACAAGCAAUGUAUAUACAGACAAUAAGUGUAAAUAUAUGUGUGAAAUCAGCCAAAAGGGAACGUAAUCCUACUACAGUGCUUUUUGUUUGUUUUUGAAUGCAAACGAUUUCAUAAAGAUGUAUAUCUUAACAGUGUUUGUUUGGUCUGUAUCAACAAGCAGUGUGCCAAAGAAAUGUUACCCUGCCUUAACAAUACUUUAUGUGUCAUAUGUAAGAUAUUGUAAAUGUUUUACAAAUUAAAGAUAUUUCUGUAUACUGA
Molecule: messenger RNA, 2828 nt
Organism: Cololabis saira (Pacific saury)
Lineage: Eukaryota; Metazoa; Chordata; Actinopteri; Beloniformes; Belonidae
Product: TGF-beta receptor type-2-like
Exons: 10
Coding region: 152-1888 (578 amino acids)
Biological process (GO): protein phosphorylation; heart development; transforming growth factor beta receptor signaling pathway
Cellular component (GO): signaling receptor complex; plasma membrane
Molecular function (GO): activin binding; transforming growth factor beta binding; activin receptor activity
Source: RefSeq, a predicted model, not a curated record